This is a messenger RNA of Hordeum vulgare subsp. vulgare (domesticated barley), 654 nucleotides long. Its product is annotated as protein RADIALIS-like 3. Bases 93 to 347 code for a protein of 84 amino acids. Lineage: Eukaryota; Viridiplantae; Streptophyta; Magnoliopsida; Poales; Poaceae. The record is from RefSeq and is a predicted model, not a curated record. Gene Ontology annotation, molecular function: DNA-binding transcription factor activity. The transcript is spliced from 2 exons.
ACCACAACGAUCAUCAAACGAAAACCAUAACCAUCGUAGCUCUGAAGUGCGAGAAACAUACUACUCUACUCCUCAUUCCCAUCCAGGUCGAGAUGUCUUCUGGGUCUACGAGCUCAUCCCGUGGCGGCGCCAACGCGGUGUGGAGCGUCAGGGAGAACAAGCUGUUCGAGGAGGCACUCGCCAACUACGGCGAGGGCACGCCCGACCGCUGGCACAAGGUGUCGCGCGCCAUGGGCGGGACCAAGACGGCCGACGAGGUGCGCAACCACUAUGAGAUCCUCGAGGAAGACAUCAAGCUCAUCGAGUCUGGCAGGGUCCCGUUCCCCAAGUACAAGUACAGGAACUGAUUCAUCGCGGAGCGAAGCAUCUGAAUUCUGAAGUUCCUGCAAUGAGGAGAACCGGUUGAUAAUCUAGCGUUUACCUGGAAUAAAAAGAAGAAAACAUGUGUGUGUGUGUAUGUCUGUGUGUGUACGCGCGCGCGUGCGUGCGUGUGUGUAUGUUGUGGUUUUAAGUUUGUAAGCAAAUCAAGUGCGGUUGCUCUUGCAGACAAUAGCAUGUAGUUUUAAGUCUUCCCCAAUAAGUUCCGGAGUAAACAUCAGUAAUGUAAAUCUCCUGUACUUAUUUGUAAUGUUUAUGAACAUGUGCUUGGUACCA